AUUACGCGGACUUUUUAAAUUAAUGAAUAAAUUUAUUUAUUUACUUAUCAGGAAUAGAAAACAAAGGGCUUUCCUUAUUCAUUCUCGUGUUUUCUCAGUCUGCAAAAGGUGCAAAAGUGCGACGAGGAUGAGCGGCAGCAACAACAUAAACUCGGUUUUCUACGCGGGGUCCUAUCAUCCCAUUCAAGCGGGCAGCAUCGACGGCACCGACAUCCUCCCCCACGAUAACGCCGUUUAUCGAGCUCUUCUCUGCUCCAAUGCUGCCCUCUAUGACCCUGUGGGUGACCCCAAGCUCAUUGGUGAUCCUUACCGCACCAUCUUCGUCGGUCGCCUCUCUCACUUAACCACCGAAUACGCUCUCCGCAAGGCUAUGAGCAAAUAUGGCCGAGUCAAAAACUUGCGCUUAAUCCGCCAUAUCGUAACUGGUGCCUCCCGGGGUUAUGCUUUUGUUGAGUUUGACACUAAGAGAGAAAUGCGUCGUGCAUAUCAGGAUGCUCACCAUUCAAUUAUUGAUGGCGCUGAAAUUAUAGUUGAUUAUAACAGGCAACUGUUAAUGCCUGGGUGGAUUCCUAGAAGAUUAGGAGGAGGUCUUGGUGGUAAAAAAGAGUCAGGACAACUUCGUUUUGGAGGACGAGAAAGACCAUUUAGAGCUCCCUUGCGACCGAUUCCCUAUGAAGAAUUGAAAAAACUUGGCAUUCCUCCUCCACCUGAAGGAAGAUACAUGUCCCGCUUUCAGGUCCCAUCACCCCCUCAAAAACAAAGGAGGUCAAUGGAGAAGGAAGAAUAUCCUCACAAGAGGAGCUCGUGCUCUGUGGACAGAGAAGAAUUCUCCCAAAGAAGUAGCUCUAUGGAGAGGGAUGAACACAAAUGGACAGCAGGGGGACAGCAAGAAGACUCCAUCAAAAGGAGUUGUGUGAAGGAAGAAUGCCAACAUGGAAAAAGCUCUAUGGAUGGGUCAGAGUUUUCUCAGAAAAGGAUUCCUAUAGAGAGGGGGGACCACCAUCAUAAGUGGAGUUCUGUGGACAGAGAAGAGCACUCUGACUCCAGGAACACUGCAGGAGGGGGAGAAAUCUCUCGGAAAAGGAGCUCUAGGGAUAACGAAGAACGCCCUAGCAAGCGCCACAGACAUCACAGCCGGUCCAAUCACUAAACAAGGUCCCCUUUUGCAGAUCUGCUGCUACACCAAUUGCUCCAGUUGACAUGAGAUAGGGUACCGAUGCAAAGAUCAUUCUUGCUUUUGUUGACUUAAAACUGCUGAUGAGGUUUUUUGCUGUUUUCUAAUCACUAGCUGAAAUACAAGAAUUGUUCUGACUGCAAAUUAAAGUUUUUUGUAUUAAGGCGAAUUAUUGUAGUUGUGUCCUCCCUCCCAUUCAAGGAUGCCAAGGAAAAUAUGUUUCCCUUAUUAUUGAUGCAUUUGGAGAAUGCAUUUUAGUUGCAUUGUAAAAUAAAGUUCCAUUUCUAUGCUAUUUUAUUUGAUGAGUGAAGCUCAUGUCUGCUACCACCAAAUCCAAUUUCCAAUAGACAACGAUUGAUUAAAACAGAGAGACGAUGUCUUUCCUUGAAUCGU
Molecule: messenger RNA, 1567 nt
Organism: Durio zibethinus
Lineage: Eukaryota; Viridiplantae; Streptophyta; Magnoliopsida; Malvales; Malvaceae
Product: RNA-binding (RRM/RBD/RNP motifs) family protein
Biological process (GO): mRNA splicing, via spliceosome
Cellular component (GO): precatalytic spliceosome
Molecular function (GO): snRNA binding; mRNA binding
Source: RefSeq, a predicted model, not a curated record